UCAAGAUGGCGCCAUGUAGAAAGAAGUAGUGACACCGCAGGUUAUUCAUGAAUCCUCUUUCAAUUUAAGUAGAAAAGUGAUAUAUAUUAGGAUGGAUAUUGAUGGGUUACCUAUAAUUGGCCCUGGUGUGGACUAUACUCAGGUUGGUGCCAUUCAUCAGAAGAGGACAUUGGCAUUUAUAAAUCACUUCAUCACAAACACGGUUUCGUUCCUUAAUAAAUUUUCACGUUCAUGUGAACUCCGUCUUCAGAAGUUUGAUGCACGGGUACAGAAACUUGAGGCUUCACUUAGUAUUUUGGAAGCAAAGUUGAGUUCAAUUUCUGGGCUUGAAAAUGUGACAUUGGAGCAACAGGUUGAUAUGAAUACUGAGAAAAAGAUGCCAUAUGCCAAAGAUGAAUCAAAGCUACAGGACGUGAAAGAAGUGAAUGAACCAGAGACACAGACAGAUCACAUUCAAAAAGUACCUGAAGAAGAAAUGACAACUGCUGCUAAUAACCCUCAAUAUGCCAAGUUCUUCCGCAUGAUCCAGGUUGGAGUUCCAGUCCAAGCAGUGCGUUUGAAGAUGCAUGCUGAAGGCCUUGACCCAAGUAUUCUGGACAACCAAGACAUGGCUGUGCCAAAACUUGCACCCCAAAAUGUGCCUGAUGAGAGUUCGGACAGCAGCUUCAGUGAUUAGAUUAUAAAACUGUGUUAAAUGUGUAUAUAAUGUAUUAUCUAUUUAAAUAAAAGGCAUUUGUAUUA
Messenger RNA from Cryptotermes secundus, 741 nucleotides. It is a transcript of the gene CCDC53, whose product is annotated as WASH complex subunit 3. Gene Ontology annotation, biological process: actin filament polymerization; exocytosis. The record is from RefSeq and is a predicted model, not a curated record. Gene Ontology annotation, cellular component: WASH complex. NCBI's taxonomy places the organism in Eukaryota, Metazoa, Arthropoda, Insecta, Blattodea, Kalotermitidae. Bases 92 to 676 code for a protein of 194 amino acids. The transcript has 4 exons.